GUAGCGGUGGCGGCUGUAGGGCGCCGCGUCUGGGGAGUGGCUCUCCCCUCCCGCUCCCCACCGCCCCGUUCGGUGGCGGCGGCUCCUCCCACUAGGGGGGGGUGGUGGGACGGCGGUGGCACCUACGGCUAUGGCGGCAACAACUGCUAAUCCCGAAAUGACAUCAGAUGUAUCAUCACUGGGUCCAGCCAUUGCCUCUGGAAACCCUGGGCCUGGGAUUCAAGGUGGAGGAGCUGUUGUCCAGAGGCCUAUUAAACGGCGACCAGGGUUGGAUUUUGAUGAUGACGGAGAAGGGAACAGUAAAUUUUUGAGGUGUGAUGAUGAUCAGAUGUCUAAUGAUAAGGAACGGUUUGCCAGGUCUGAUGAUGAGCAGAGCUCUGCGGAUAAAGAGAGACUCGCCAGGGAAAAUCAUAGUGAAAUUGAACGACGGCGACGGAACAAGAUGACAGCCUACAUCACAGAACUGUCAGACAUGGUACCCACCUGUAGUGCCCUGGCUCGAAAACCAGACAAGCUAACCAUCUUACGCAUGGCAGUUUCUCACAUGAAAUCCUUGCGAGGAACUGGCAACACAUCCACCGAUGGCACCUAUAAACCAUCUUUCCUCACUGAUCAGGAACUGAAACAUUUGAUCCUGGAGGCAGCAGAUGGUUUUCUGUUUAUUGUGUCAUGUGAGACAGGACGGGUGGUAUAUGUCUCUGACUCAGUGACCCCUGUUUUGAACCAGCCGCAGUCUGAAUGGUUUGGUAGCACACUCUAUGAUCAGGUGCAUCCAGAUGAUGUGGAUAAACUUCGUGAGCAGCUUUCCACUUCGGAAAAUGCCCUGACAGGGCGUAUCCUUGAUCUGAAGACUGGAACAGUGAAAAAGGAAGGUCAACAGUCUUCUAUGAGGAUGUGUAUGGGCUCAAGGAGAUCAUUUAUUUGUCGUAUGAGGUGUGGCAAUAGCUCUGUGGACCCAGUUUCCAUGAAUAGACUGAGUUUUGUGAGGAACAGAUGCAGGAAUGGGCUUGGCUCUGUGAAGGAUGGGGAACCUCACUUCGUGGUGGUCCACUGCACAGGCUACAUCAAAGCCUGGCCCCCAGCAGGUGUCUCCCUCCCAGAUGAUGACCCAGAGGCUGGCCAGGGAAGCAAGUUUUGUCUAGUGGCCAUUGGCAGACUGCAGGUAACUAGUUCUCCCAACUGUACAGACAUGAGUAGUAUUUGUCAGCCAACAGAGUUUAUCUCUCGACACAACAUUGAGGGAAUCUUCACUUUUGUGGAUCACCGCUGUGUGGCUACUGUUGGCUACCAACCACAGGAACUCUUAGGAAAGAAUAUUGUAGAAUUCUGUCAUCCUGAAGACCAGCAGCUUCUAAGAGACAGCUUCCAACAGGUGGUGAAAUUAAAAGGCCAGGUGCUGUCUGUCAUGUUCCGGUUCCGGUCUAAGAACCGAGAAUGGCUCUGGAUGAGAACCAGUUCCUUUACUUUCCAGAACCCUUACUCUGAUGAAAUUGAGUACAUCAUCUGUACCAACACCAAUGUGAAGAACUCCAGCCAGGAACCACGGCCUACACUUUCCAACACAAUCCAGAGGCCACAGCUAGGUCCCACAGCUAAUUUAUCCCUGGAGAUGGGCUCAGGGCAGCUGGCAUCCAGGCAGCAGCAACAGCAAACAGAAUUGGAUGUGGUACCAGGAAGAGAUGGACUGGCCAGCUACAAUCAUUCCCAGGUUUCUGUUCAGCCUGUGACAACCACAGGGCCAGACCACAACAAGCCCCUUGAGAAGUCAGAUGGUCUGUUUGCCCAGGAUAGAGAUCCAAGAUUUUCAGAAAUCUAUUCCAACAUCAAUGCAGAUCAGAGUAAAGGCAUCUCUUCCAGCACUGUCCCUGCCACCCAACAGCUAUUCUCCCAGGGCAACACAUUCCCUCCUACCCCCCGGCCGGCAGAGAAUUUCAGAAAUAGUGGUCUGGCCCCUCCUGUAACCAUCGUCCAGCCAUCAGCUUCUGCAGGGCAGAUGUUGGCCCAGAUUUCCCGCCACUCCAACCCCACCCAGGGAGCAGCCCCAACUUGGACCCCUAGUACCCGCCCAGGCUUCUCUGCCCAGCAGGUGUCCACCCAGGCUUCAGCCAAGACUCGUUCUUCCCAAUUUGGUGUGGUCAACUUUCAGACUCCAUCGUCCUUUAGCCCCAUGUCCCUCCCUGGAGCUUCCACUGCAUCACCUGGUGCUGCUGCUUACCCUACUCUCGCCAGUCGUGGAUCCAGCUUUGCUCCUGAGACUGGACAGACUGCAGGACAAUUCCAGACACGGACAGCAGAGGGUGUGGGAGUCUGGCCACAGUGGCAGGGCCAGCAGCCUCAUCAUCGUUCAAGUUCUAAUGAGCAACAUGUUCAACAGCCAUCAGCACAGCAACCUGGCCAGCCUGAAGUCUUCCAGGAGAUGCUGUCCAUGCUGGGAGACCAGAGCAACAGCUACAACAAUGAAGAAUUUCCUGACCUAACUAUGUUUCCCUCCUUUUCAGAAUAGAACUGUUGGGGUGAGGAUAAAGGGGUGGGGGAGAAAAACUGCCAUUUGUUUUAAAAAAACAAAUCUUUUUAUAAACAAUAAAAAUUCCUCUCCCCUCCCUUCCCUCACCCCUAAUGUAUACCCCCUUUCACUUCUGGUCUUUCCCUUGCCCUCCUCCUGCUUUUCUGACACAAUUUAUAGACAAGAUGGAGAGAAUCCUCAAGGCUUUGGGGACCCUUUGAAAAAUUGAGGCUGGGUGAGGUUAAAAAUGCCUUUCCUUAUAGCUCCUGACCAGAAAUUUGUACAGAGUGAUUGUGAUUUGUCAUGGGGCAGGUUAGAGAACCUGACAUCCACUAUUUGCCUUGUACUAUUACUUGUUUUGGAAAAGAAAUUCUGAAUAAGGUGUGGGAAAGGAGAAAGGGUCUUGUGUUAAAAAUGCCUUUCCUUAUAGCUCCUGACCAGAAAUUUGUACAGAGUGAUUGUGAUUUGUCACGGGGCAGGUUAGAGAACCUGACAUCCACUAUUUGCCUUGUACUAUUGCUUGUUUUUGGAAAGAAAUUUUAAAGAAGAUGUGGGAAAGGAGUAAGGUCCUCAUGUUUGAGGACCAUGAAACAUGGUAGGUAUAUAUGGGGCUUUAGUAAGUGAGAAUGUGUUCUUUCUGCUGCCUGUGAACAGUUCCUCUGGAAAGAAACGUGAGUGAGGAAGUGAGAAAGGAGAGUGUGAGUGAGUGAGUGUGUGUUUCUGUAUGUUUCUGUGUUUAUUUUUUUCUCCCUAUUAGGGAGUUAUGCAAAAUUUGUCCCAGAUUUUAUCUUUGUCUUUCUCUGUGUUUUUCAAAGAGUCCUAAGGCGUUAAAUCUUCCAGGUAUUUUCUACUUAGUAUUGCAGCCAAAGAGUAUUUAAAUAAAUGUCUUUGCUGUACUUACAUCUGUGCCCAGCCAAUAUGCAGCUGUAAGCAAAUAUAUAACAUCUUCUGUUGAUAUGGUUGGUCUCUCAUCAGACAUUUAAUGGUAAAGCGGGGUCAUUCCUGCUUCUGGUGCUCUCACCUUAUAUGGAAGAUCUGCAAACAUUACAGAAAUAGGCUGGCAGGAUAAACACUUUCAGAAACCCCAUACUUGGCCAUAAGGAUAAUGCUGCAUUUUUCUGUCAGAAUUACAUAUCUGUGUUCUGUGGAGGUUAUUUCUGCAUGGAAACUCAACUUCUUGGAUUAGCAGUCCCAGUGAAAACCCUCACUGGUGGAGUUUAAACCAAAUGCCAAGCCUUGUUGCAAAGUAGCCUCUUUCAUCCAUUUUCAAAGAAACUGAGAUUUAGGUCUCUCUAGGUCUAUAGCUCUUUCCUCUUUGCUCCCUGUCCAGCCUUAAGAUGGGAUUUUGCUUUGUAGUGCAAAAUGUAAUCAAUCCAUGUGAUAGAUGGGACCUGGACUCCCAUCCCAACAGGGUCACUUAGUAAUUAACUAUAGCCAUAUAAAUGUGGAUACAGGUUACUAUCACUCUUUACCUUCCUCAGGUAACAGCCAUGUGUACCAGCCUUUUUUUUUUUUUUCAAUUGGCUCAGGCCAGUAUUGUAAGUGCAAGACUGAAUUAAUAAGACAUUUUAAAUGUAGCCAUAGGGGACUGAGGAACACAGAUGGCCUUGGAGUGGCUGAAAGAAUGUCAUUACGGGGUUUCCCUCCCUUUUGUCUCCAGUCUAGUGCCAGAUAGUGGAGUGGAAAAGGAGACAGUUUAUUUUUUUAUUCUAUGUGCACACAUACAGUAUACAUAUAUAUUUAUAUCACAAUUUAAGAAACCAAAAAGUUGAGUUUCCAAUGAAAUCGUUUUUUAAUAAUCGCCUGUUUUUUAAUGUGAUCAGGACUAUAAUAUUGUAUAGUUAUUAUAGGGUUUUUGUGGAGGGGAGGGAGAAGAUACUCUGGGGGUUUUGUUUCUGCUUUUCCUUCAGGGUUUUAUUUUUGAUUGUUUUGUUUUUUCUUGUUGGCCAUUUCUGUACUGCUGGCGUCUGUGCUGAGCCUUACGGUGGCAUAAAUAAUGACAUGUAGCAGGUAUUUUAAAACAAAA
This is a messenger RNA of Molossus molossus (Pallas's mastiff bat), 4529 nucleotides long. RefSeq names its product aryl hydrocarbon receptor nuclear translocator (gene ARNT). The record is from RefSeq and is a predicted model, not a curated record. The transcript is spliced from 22 exons. Gene Ontology annotation, molecular function: protein dimerization activity; DNA-binding transcription factor activity, RNA polymerase II-specific; RNA polymerase II cis-regulatory region sequence-specific DNA binding. Gene Ontology annotation, cellular component: transcription regulator complex; aryl hydrocarbon receptor complex; nucleus. Bases 131 to 2503 code for a protein of 790 amino acids. NCBI's taxonomy places the organism in Eukaryota, Metazoa, Chordata, Mammalia, Chiroptera, Molossidae. Gene Ontology annotation, biological process: regulation of transcription by RNA polymerase II.